AAGACCCUAUUCCCAGUUGCUGAUGAAAGAGAAUAGUAAUUUAAAGAUGGCGGAGUGCAUGGCAGCACGUUUGACCGCGCAAGAGAACCAGAUAGAGCUUCUCACUCGGGAAUUUAGCCUCCUACGAGACGGGCUAAAUGGUGGUCCAGAGGUCGCCAGCAUUCUCGCCAGUUCUCCGGAGCUGGAGAGCUUACGGAGCGAGAAUGAGAAGCUCAAAUUUCGUCUCGUGCACCUCCGCCGGGGUCUCCAGGAAGAGCUCGCCCUGGAGGGACAGGGCAAGAGGGGCACAAACAAAGGCCAGGAGAAGACAGGGAAAAAACAACAACAGCAACAACCAAAGAACCGCAAUUAUGAUAAUAAUAAGGCAGCAACUCAUGAGACCAAACCUGUUGUUGAUAAGGAGAAGCCAGAGAACAACAAGAAGAAGGCACAGGGAGGGGGUGGUGGCAGAGAGCUGAAACCGUGGCCUGGUACAUCUCAGAGCGCAUGCGCUUACAACAAAUUCAAGUGUCGCAUUCUGAAUGAGAAAGUCAAACCCACUACAACAGUCUACAGAUGUGGGCCUCUGAUAGACCUGUGUCGUGGGCCCCAUGUAAGACACACAGGAAAGAUUAAAGCCUUGAAGAUCUACAAGAACUCUUCUACGUACUGGGAGGGCCGUUCGGACAUGGAGACCCUGCAGCGUAUCUACGGCAUCUCCUUCCCAGACUCCAAGAUGCUGAAGGAGUGGGAACGCUUUCAGGAAGAGGCUAGGAACAGAGACCAUCGGAAGAUUGGAAAGGAACAGGAACUGUUUUUUUUCCAUGACCUGAGCCCUGGCAGCUGCUUCUUCCUCCCGCGUGGAGCCUACCUGUACAACACACUCACUGACUUCAUCAGGGAGGAAUACUGUAGAAGAGGUUUCCAGGAGGUGGCCUCUCCUAACAUCUAUAACAGUAAGCUGUGGGAGACUUCAGGCCACUGGCAGCACUACAGCGACAACAUGUUCUCCUUCCCAGUGGAGCAGGACGUCUUUGCACUGAAGCCCAUGAACUGUCCUGGACACUGUCUGAUGUUCAGCCACAGACCUCGGUCGUGGAGGGAGCUGCCUCUGAGACUGGCUGAUUUCGGGGUGCUCCAUAGGAAUGAGCUAUCAGGGACACUGACCGGCCUUACGAGGGUGCGCCGCUUCCAACAGGAUGACGCUCACAUCUUCUGCACCAUGGAACAGAUUGAGUCUGAGAUGAAGGGCUGUCUGGACUUCCUCCGCUGUGUCUAUGAUGUCUUUGGCUUCUCUUUCCAGCUGCACCUUUCAACCCGUCCAGAGAAGUACCUAGGAGAUAUCGCUAUCUGGAACCAGGCUGAGAAGCAACUGGAGAACAGCCUGAAUGAGUUUGGGGAACCAUGGAAACUAAACCCCGGAGACGGUGCUUUCUAUGGACCCAAGCUGAUAUUGAUGUUGAAUCCUGUGACAUGCAGGAAGGACGGGGAUGACCAAACGAAGCCGGUCAUCAUCCACCGGGCCAUUCUGGGCUCUGUGGAGAUGAUAGCCAUCCUCACUGAGAACUACGCUGGGAAAUGGCCCCUCUGGCUCCCACGUCAGGUGAUGUUUGUACCUGUCAACCCUACCUGUGAAGAAUAUCCAAGAGGAUACCUGUAUAUGUGUAAACAGUUUGUGGAGGCCGGAUUCAUGGCAGACGCUGAUCUCGACUCCAGUUGCCUCUUAAACAAGAAGAUCCGCAACGCCCAGUUAGCCCAGUACAACUUCAUCCUGGUGGUCGGUGAGAAAGAGAAGCUGACUAACAGCGUGAACGUACGUACGAGGGACAACAAGGUUCAUGGAGAGCUGUCUGUCUCUGAGGUGCUGGCUCGCCUGACCCUGUUGAAAGAGUCACGCUGCCGGAAUGCUGAGGAGGAGUUCUGAGGAGAGAUAGGGUGACCACAUGGUUCCCAGAAGACAAAAUGUUUUAUGCCAGAUAGUUUUCUCUGUCACAAUCGAAGAACAAAAGGGACAUUUUAUGUGAAUGCAAGAGGUCUGUGUGGAAAGGAUAGACAUGGAAAGGGGUAGAUUAAAUGUAUUGACAUGUGUGAAAAAAUAUAAUUUUCUAAUCAACUGACAGACCCUUUCUGUUUUUGGAGUAGUUGAAUAUGUAUGUUUCUUUGAUUUUCUAAUCAAUUUGAAAGAAUAGUGUCAGGAAGUGGGAAACAAUAUUGGUGAUAAUGUAUUUGGUACAGUAGUGAAGGGUUUCUUCAAACUAGGUCAUAGAGCCCCCCCUGGUUUAACAAUUAGUUUUUUGCCCUAGCACCACACAGCUGAUUCAAAUAAUCAAAGCUUUUUGAUAAGUUGGUUAUUUGAAUCAGCUGUGUAGUGCUAAGGAAAAAAACUAAACGUGUACCCAUGGGGGGCCCCAGCACCGAGUUUGGGAAACCCUGCAGUAGUGUAUGAAAGACCAUGCAAGAACAUAUUUUUACACUAAUCUGAAGGAUAGAAUGUGUAUGAAGGAAGAUGUCAAGAGAAUAUUAUUUAUUGUGUUGAGGUUAAGCCAAAUAAAACACUUUUGGGAAAUAUUAAAUAAAAUCAUGAAGUAGCACUGUCCUCUUGUUGAAUUGUAUCUUGGAAUAAAAUAUUGCUUCAAUG
Messenger RNA from Salvelinus sp. IW2-2015, 2617 nucleotides. NCBI's taxonomy places the organism in Eukaryota, Metazoa, Chordata, Actinopteri, Salmoniformes, Salmonidae. The record is from RefSeq and is a predicted model, not a curated record.